CUGUGGGCAGAGAAUAGGAUUCAACAUGGCGCAGCAGCUUCACGUCUAUCUCUUCGGAGACCAGACGUUUGAGGUCUCUACUAAACUUCCGCCACUCCUUCAUUCUAAGUCCUCGCCACUACUGGAGGCGUUCUUCGAGCAGGCGUACCAGGGGCUUCGAUCUGAAAUUACUCAGCUGCCCGCUCGAGAGAGAGAUACCUACCCUCGCUUCUCGAGCAUCGCAGAGCUUCUAUCGUGGAGGAAUCGACAGGAGAAGCUCCACCAGCCCAUCGAGACGAUCUUGACCUGUAUCUACCAAUUGGCCCAGUUCAUCAGUGAGCAUGACGGGUUCGGACGGACCUAUCCCUCCCCAACGGAGACAUGCAUGUCCGGUCUAUGCACCGGUGCCCUGGCUGCAGCUGCAGUCAGUUGCUGCAAGACCGUUUCGGAGCUUAUUCCAGUUGCCGUGCAGACUGUUAUCGUCGCACUUCGCACUGGACAGUGCGCGUUGAACGCCGCCAAUGCUGUCGACCAGUCCGAGGGAAAUUGGUCGACAGUUCUGACUGGCCUUUCGCAACAGGAGGUCUCAGACCGGCUGCAGGAAUUUUCCAACUCGCACCGCCUUCCCAUCACUUCCCAGCCCUAUGUCAGCGCCUACGCCGAGAAUUGGGUGACAAUCAGCGGACCGCCGCGCGUGCUCGGUCUUCUCCGUCACUCGGAGAACUUUGCGAAGGUUCAUCCACGCCAAAUUUCCGUUUUUGCGCCAUACCAUGCCCCGCAUUUGUUCACGAAAGUGGAUAUUGAGGGUAUCUUGUCGACGACGCCUGAAGGUGUCUGGGGCCGUUAUGGUGCGGCUCUACCAGUCGUGUCGAGCACCACCGGCAAACUUGUCGAAGGGGAUAACCUUCGACGUCGCUUGGAGGCGGCGCUGGUUCAGAUCCUCCUGGAGCCUGUCCAAUGGAACCAGCUCACGCAGGGGGUAGCCUCCGUCGUCUCUUCGAGUGGUGCAUCCCAGUUCACGACCAGCCCAGUUGGCACGAAUGCUGACGCUGCCCUCGGAGCUGCCCUCAACUCCACGGCGGGAUUGUCCAAUGGGAUCGUCCCGGAGAGGGUUCCUCAGACGACUGACGUCGAGAGUGAUACCAGUAAGCCCGCCGGUUCGACGGGACGCUCCAAGAUCGCCAUUGUUGGCAUGUCGGGCCGCUACCCCAGCGCCGACAACAACGAAGAAUUCUGGGAUCUGAUCUUCCGAGGACUGGACGUGCAUAAAGUCGUCCCCGACCUUCACUGGAGCGCAAAGACACACGUGGAUCCAACGGGCAAGAAGAAGAACACAAGUGCGACGCCGUACGGCUGCUGGCUGGAAACCCCUGCCGCGUUCGAUGCCCAGUUCUUCAACAUGUCUCCCCGCGAAGCACCACAGGUGGACCCGGCGCAAAGGAUCGCCUUGAUGACGGCUUAUGAAGCCCUCGAGCAAGCUGGCAUUGUCGCCGACGCCACGUCAUCGACUCGCAAGGAUCGCGUGGGUGUCUUCUACGGCGUGACCAGUAACGAUUGGAUGGAGACCAAUAGCUCGCAGAACAUCGACACCUACUUCAUCCCGGGCGGCAAUCGUGCAUUCAUCCCCGGCCGUCUCAACUACUUCUUCAAGUUCAGCGGUCCCAGUUACAGUGUGGACACGGCCUGUUCGUCGAGCUUAGCGUCUCUCCAUGUGGCCUGCAACUCCUUGUGGCGAGGCGAUAUUGAUACCGCAAUCACCGGUGGAACCAACGUGUUGACAAACCCGGAUUUCACGGCCGGUCUGGAUCGAGGACACUUUCUGUCCCGGACGGGCAACUGCAAGACCUUCGAUGAUGGCGCCGACGGAUACUGUCGCGGCGAAGGAGUUGGCACCGUCAUCCUGAAGCGCCUCGAGGAUGCAGUGGUUGAUAAGGACCCAAUCCAUGGCGUUAUUCUCGGAACGUACACGAACCAUUCAGCGGAGGCAGAAUCCAUCACGCGUCCCCAUGUCGGAGCUCAGCGAGACAUCUUCCAAAAGAUCUUGAGCAGCUGCGGCGUUGACCGGAACAGCGUCAGCUAUGUGGAGAUGCAUGGGACCGGUACCCAGGCGGGCGAUGCGAGAGAGAUGUCGUCUGUCCUGGAUACCUUCGCUCCCACGAAUACUCGACACCAACGGCAACCCACCCAGGCCCUUCAUAUCGGCUCCGUGAAAGCCAACAUCGGGCAUGGCGAGGCGGCCUCUGGCGUGAGCGCCCUCACCAAGGUUCUGCUCAUGAUGCGGAACAACACCCUCCCUCCGCACUGCGGCAUCAAAACGAAGAUCAAUUCCCGGUUCCCGCCAGACCUGGAGUCGAGAAACGUGCACAUUGCAAAGGAGCCGAUUCCGUGGAGACGCGCGGGUAACGAGCCGCGCAGGGCAUUCGUGAACAACUUCAGCGCCGCGGGAGGCAACUCGGCCGUGCUGCUUGAAGACAAGCCUGACGAAGUCGAAAUCGAGGGCACCGAUCCCCGGACAACCCAUCUGGUUGCCGUUUCCGCCAGGUCUGCAGCUUCCAUGGCGGCGAACCUGAAGUCGCUGAUGGCGUAUAUUCAAGGGCAGCGUGAUCAUGAUAAGCCACUAUUCCUGCCCCAGCUGUCGUACACCACGACCGCUAGGCGCAUGCACCAUCUCCAUCGAGUGAUGCUUGCCGGGUCAACCACCGAGGAAAUCAAGCGUCAUCUGGAAGCAGCAAUCUCCCGCGGCGAUGGCGCGACGAGACCCAAGGCGCCACCGAAACUGACCUUUGCCUUUACAGGCCAGGGAGCGCAAUAUGUUGGGAUGGCCCGAACGCUCUACCGAAGCUUCCGCCAGUUCCAGGAUGAUAUCACCCGCUUUGACGAGCUGAGUAAAGCCUUGGGCUUUUCAAGCUUCAAGGACAUCAUCGUGGAUGAUUCGGGCAGGGACAUCCCGGAGUUCUCCCCAGUAGCGGUGCAAUUGGCCACCGUCUGCAUCCAGAUGGCAUUGUCCAGGCUGUUGAUAUCGUGGAAUGUCAUGCCGGACAUGGUUGUCGGCCAGAGCCUUGGGGAGUACGCCGCCCUCAACGUUGCCGGGGUUCUCUCCGACGCAGACACGAUUUUCCUGGUGGGUAGGCGCGCGCAGCUACUGGAAGAGCGAUGCACCGUUGGCACACACAGCAUGCUGGUUGUCAAGGCCGGCCGGUCGGAGAUUCAAACUGCUCUUGCUGGCGCACACCAUGAGAUUGCAUGCGUCAAUUCUCCGGAGGAGACCGUUCUUGCAGGACCAAACGCGCAGGUCGAAGAGCUGCAACAGACAUUGAACAGCAAGGGUUUCAGAUCAAAGACCAUUUGCGUGCCGUUCGCCUAUCACUCUUCUCAAGUUGACCCAAUCCUGUCCGAUUUGGAAGCCGUCGCAGGCGGAGUAACGUUCCACAAACCCACGAUCCCAGUUAUAUCCCCACUCCUGAGCAAGGUGAUUGAGGAUGUUGGCAUCAUUGGACCCGAUUACCUGAGACGCCACUGUCGUCAAACGGUCAAUUUUGCGGAUGCUCUUCGAUCCGCAAAGGAAAAUGGAUCAAUCAAGGACGGGUCCUUCGUGCUCGAGAUCGGACCACAUUCGGUGGUCACCGGAAUGGUGAAAGGGACCCUCGGGCCUGCGGUGACCGCCGUGGCAACACUCCAGCGCAACAGAGAUGAGUGGAAAACGUUGACCGAUAUGCUCUCGUCUCUGUAUUGUGCUGGCAUUGAUCUUCGCUGGCACGAAUAUCACCGCGACUUUGCGGCGGCUCACAAAGUCUUGGAGCUGCCCGCCUACAAAUGGAACCUCAAGGAUUACUGGAUUCAAUACAGCAACGACUGGUCCUUGCGCAAGGGUGACACGCCUCUCGUCGCCCUAUCGGUUGCACCCCUCGAAUCUACGACAAUCCACAAGGUGGUGGAGGAGAGCAAGGAUGCUAUCACCGUGGAGUCCGACAUGGCACGGGCUGAUUUCAAUCCUCUGGUGCAAGGCCACGAGGUAGAUGGGGUUCCGCUGUGUACACCGUCUGUCUACGCCGAUAUCGCGCUUACCGUUGGCAAAUAUGUGCUCGACCGCUACCAUCCUGAGAUGGCAGACCGCCUGGUUGAUGUCUCGAACAUGACCGUCAUGAAGGCCCUCAUUGCAAAGCCGCAGGGCCCCCAACUACUGCGCACAUUUGUGACGGUGGACUGGGCAGCUAAGAAAGCAAAGGCGCGGUUCUGCUCUUAUGACAAAAAGGGCCAGCCCACUGUGGAGCAUUCCAACUGCGAGAUCCACUUCACCGAUAGAGCUCGACAGGAGCAGCUCGAACAAACGGCUCCCGAGAAACAGGCACGGAUGGUGAGUAUGCGCAAGGAGCUGGAGAACGGCCCGACACAGCGGUUCAACCGAGCCAUGGUGUACAAGAUGAUCAGCCCACUCGCUCAGUUCCACAGCGACUAUCGGCCUCUUGAUGAGGUUAUCAUGGAUAGCGACACUUACGAGGUCACCAGUCGGGUGACCUUCAAGGGUGUUGAAGCCCAGGGCACGUUCCACACCCACCCAGCGUUCCUGGACGGUCUCACCCAAGCUGGCGGUUUUGUCAUGAACUGCAACGACAAGAAUGAUCUCGAUGCGGAGGUCUUCGUCAAUCAUGGAUGGGAGUCCUUGCAGGUCUAUGAGCCGCUCAGUAAGGAACAGACUUAUUGGACCUUCUGUCAAAUGUCCGAGAGGGAUUCAAGAAAGUAUCAAGGGGAUGUGACAGUAUUCGAUGAAAGCGGAAAGGUUGUCGCCAGCUACAACGGCAUUGUGUUCCAAGGCGUUCCACGAAGGGUCCUCCGCUUCUUCUUGACCGUCGACGGGGUCAAACCACCUCGGGGUCAGCCGCAACCGAAGGCAAACGCAGCACCAGCAUCCAAGCCUUCCAUGCCCUCGGCCCCUGCUGUCAGCCCCAAGACUACAGCAGUCAAUGUCCCGGCCCCUGCCACCAAGUCAAAACCUUCGCUUGCUGAACCGGCUAUGAAGAUCAUCUCCGAAGAAAGCGGUGUCUCCAUGAGUGAUCUAACAGACGACGCCGUCUUCGCUGACAUUGGGAUCGAUUCCCUUCUCGCCUUGGUCAUCAAUAGCCGGUUCCGUGAGGAGCUCAACCUGGACCUCGAGUUUGAUGAUAUCUUUACCAGGUACACGUGCGUGAAGGAACUGAAGGGCUUCCUCGGACAAUACGGCGGGUCGGAAGAUCCAGCCCCUUCAGACAGCCUAUUUGAGGAGCCUCGUGCCGUCAGGGAUGCGAUGCCCGAGAUCCCUCAGCAAGCACCUGCGCUUUCCGCCACGGAGAACGUCGCCACCAGCCUGUACGACAGCGCAGCCUUUGAUGCCGCCCUCGGUAUCAUCUCUGAAGAAAGCGGUUUGGCCCUCUCGGACUUGACGGAUGACUGCGUAUUUGCCGACAUUGGCAUUGACUCGCUUUUGUCCCUUGUCAUCGUCAGCCGCUUCCGUGAGGAGCUGGAGCUCGAUAUGGAAAUGGACUCCAUUCAUACCGAGUAUCCGACGGUCAAAGAUUUGAAGGCAUUGUUCAAGUCGGGACGCUCUGGGUCUGAAUCUGAAUCUGAAUCCACAUGCCCCACUCCAUCCGUCCAACUUGAUCGUUCGGAUCCAGAGAACUCUGGAACUCCCUCGUCGGCAACCUCUCAGGACUCGGACUCCGAGCCAGAUGCCGCUCCCCUGAAGAAGGAGCACGCUCCUGUGCCGGCAGCCACCUCCGUGCUGUUGCAGGGAAUCCCCAAGUUCGCCGAAAAGGUCCUGUUUCUUUUCCCCGACGGCGCUGGUUCGGCCACGUCAUACUCUGGAAUCCCCCGGCUGGGGUCGAAGGUGGCGGUGAUCGGCCUGAACUCUCCGUACUACAAGAUCCCAGAGCUCUUCAAGUGCACCUUGGACGGCCUUAUCGACAGCUACAUCAACGAGGUCCGCCGCCGCCAACCCACCGGGCCGUACCACCUCGGUGGCUGGUCCGCGGGUGGCAUCCUCGCGUAUCGCGCCGCGCAGAAGCUCAUCAACGCCGGAGAAACGGUGCAAAGUCUCCUGCUGAUCGACUCCCCCGUGCCCAAGGGGCUUGACCGGCUUCCGCAGCAUUUCUACGACUACUGCAACAAGCUGCAGCUGUUUGGUCAGCCGACCACGCCAGGGUCUGGAGGCGCCGCCGCCAAACCUCCGGCAUGGCUGGUGCCCCAUUUCAACGCCACGAUCGACACGCUGCACGAGUACUUCGCCACGCCGCUUCCGGAGGGUAAGACGCCGCGCACAUCGAUCAUCUGGGCGUCCGAGAGUGUCAUGGACGGUAAGAAAAUCCCCAAGAUGCCUCCGCAUCCGGACGACACCGAAGGCAUGAAGUUCUUGACGGAGGCCCGCACCGACUUUGGUGCCAACGGAUGGGAGGCGUUGUUUCCCGGUGGCACGAUCAACUUGGAUCGAACGGACGGGACGAAUCAUUUCGAGAUGAUGAGAGGAGAACACGGGGCGAAGUUGGCGGAGUUCAUCGGCCAGGCUCUGGCAUGAGAGAAACAGACCAUGUUGGAAACGUUCAUGCGGAAGAAUCAACCCUAUCUUGCCC
Messenger RNA from Aspergillus steynii IBT 23096, 6578 nucleotides. RefSeq names its product conidial pigment polyketide synthase PksP/Alb1. The coding region runs from base 26 to 6523 and encodes 2165 amino acids. The transcript has 7 exons. Gene Ontology annotation, molecular function: phosphopantetheine binding; fatty acid synthase activity; 3-oxoacyl-[acyl-carrier-protein] synthase activity. NCBI's taxonomy places the organism in Eukaryota, Fungi, Ascomycota, Eurotiomycetes, Eurotiales, Aspergillaceae. Gene Ontology annotation, biological process: fatty acid biosynthetic process. The record is from RefSeq and is a predicted model, not a curated record.